Molecule: messenger RNA, 3005 nt
Organism: Helicoverpa zea (corn earworm)
Lineage: Eukaryota; Metazoa; Arthropoda; Insecta; Lepidoptera; Noctuidae
Gene: Grina
Product: protein lifeguard 1
Exons: 8
Coding region: 239-1165 (308 amino acids)
Cellular component (GO): membrane
Source: RefSeq, a predicted model, not a curated record
UGUAUUGAGAUAAGAAAACAGUCGAUAUUCAAUUCUGAGACGGAUCUGACACAAUUUUGUGCCAUUGAAAGUUAUUUUUGCCUGUAAAAUUUUGUGAUAUCUCAUCAAGUGUUUGUUUCUGUUGUUUUACGAAGCGGAAAAUCCACUGUCACGCCAGUUUAUCAGUGUGUAAGUGCCGAAAACUACCAAAACGGCUACCGAAAACUUAAACUCGAAAGACCAACCAAAUUACAACACCAUGUAUCAGAAUCAAGGCGGGUAUCCGCAGCAAGGUGGAUACCCGCAGGGCGGUUACCCACAGGGAGGAUACCCACCCCCACAGGGUGGAUACCCUCAGGGCGGUUACCCACCGGGGGGAUACCCACCGGGUGGAUACCCACAGCAAGGCGGGUAUCCUCCCCCGCAGCCAGGGUACGGCGCAGGAUAUGGCGAGCCAGCAGGAUACGCGCCUCCGGGGGGGAGUCUGGGCGAAGAUGGAGAGGUUAAAGGCUUCGACUUCACCGAACAGUCCAUACGCAGAUCUUUUAUCCGCAAGGUGUACGCGAUCCUCAUGUGUCAGCUACUCGUGACGAUGUCGUUCAUCGCGCUGUUCCUGUUCCACGCGCCCACCAGGACCUGGGCGCAGCGUAAUACUUAUCUCUUCUGGAUAGCUCUGGUGGUGGUGUUUGUCUGCCUGAUCGUGAUGGCGUGUUGUCACGACGUGCGGCGGAAGGCGCCGCUGAACUUCAUCUUCCUCGGGUUAUUCACUGUCGCUGAAAGCUUCUUACUCGGUCUCACUUCUAGCGUUUAUCAAGUUGAUGCGGUAAUGAUGGCAGUGGGUAUAACGGCAGCAGUUUGCCUCGCGUUGACACUGUUCGCGUUCCAGACGAAAUGGGACUUCACCGUCAUGGGCGGCUUCUUGCUCUGCGCCACUGUCGUACUACUCGUGUUUGGUAUCGUCUGCAUAUUCAUUCCCGGCAACAAAAUAGUGACACUAGUGUACGCGUCUAUCGGAGCCCUCAUAUUCUCCCUGUACCUCGUGUACGACACACAGCUCAUGAUGGGUGGAAAACACAAGUACAGCAUCUCCCCUGAAGAAUAUAUCUUCGCUGCUCUCAACUUGUAUCUGGAUAUUAUCAACAUCUUCCUGUACAUUUUAACUAUUAUUGGAGCCGCUAGGGACUAGGACAGAGAUUAGGGCCUCGGUUUUGAGUGUUUUUAAAUAUGUUUUUUGCUAAGUUAUACUAUGACAUGGAAUGUUUAGUGUAGUCACUAAGUGUCAGUGACACUAGUGUAGUCACUAUUGGACUUUGGUGACUCUAGUGUGGUCACUAAGUGUCUAUAGUUACAACAGUGUAGUCACUAUUUGUCUUAAGUGACACUAAAUUUUCUGAAAUUGUAGUGUCAGUUUUGUGUCGUAGUGUAAACUUAGUUUUUGAUGUCGAAUCGUAUUUUUGGUGUUUGCAUAAAAAAUAAUUACUCUAAAACUAUGAGCAACGAUUUUCUUUUUGCUCGUGAAAUAUUACAAAAAUAUGUAAAUGUGGCUUAACUCUUUUUUUUUUGUGAUAGAGUACAAGUUAGGUUAGUGUUGUGGGUUUUAGCACAUCUGUGUGUUUUUUCUCGUAACUGGAGGGGAUCCGAUGGCAUCCGAAGUUUCACGGAAAUUACCGAAUGAGCAGACAUAUAAAAUAGGUUAAGGUAGUGAUGUUAACUUUGAUUUUCUUUCUCGUAUAAAAAAUACAUCAAACUUUAAACUUUAUGUGAACACCAAAAUCUAGCUUCUCAAUAAAAUUAAACAUUUAUUCCAAAUACAAUUCGGACACUACUUAUUCCAAUGAUGGAAAUAUUCCAAAUUUUCUUGUAAUUUGUAAUUCUCGACUUUAUUUGCUAAUGUUUAUAUGUGAUGUGAUCGAUAUUUUUGCAUUUACUUUGGUAAGGACCGAAGCCCUUUGAAAAAUAUUAAUAAUGACGUGAUCCGUAUAACAGGGGCUUAUACAAAUAAUAAAAAAAGUCAUAAAAAUAAUAAUGAAUACACAAAUUAUAUUAUCAUUGUUAUGCCUGAUUAUAUCAAAUUGCAUUGACCAAACUUAAACCCCUUUUCAAAUUAUAAUUUAGUUACCAUAAACAUGUUAUUAUUUUUCACCUACCAACUACCACCAAACACAAAUAGGGGUAUGAGUUCGUUUGCACCUGCUUAUUAUUUUUCACAUAGCAAAUAAUGCUUGAAAUUUAAAAUAUUUACAUCCAUAAGUCCCUGUUAAGGUUGGAGAUUAUAAGCAGGAACGGAUCAUGUCGAUUUAAAAGAUAAAAAACAGAUUACCUAAAACAAUACUUAUCUCACUAGAAUAGGUGAAUAGACUAGGUCGCCUUUGCACUGUAAUCAGUCCAAAUAAAAAAGUUAUAAUCUACUUAAUUGUAUGUAAUUGGCUGUUGGAAAAUUUUGCGCAACUUUUGUGCAAAAAUAUGCUUUGCGCAACUAGUUUAUUGUAAUACUAUAUUUUUAUAAAAUAAUUACGAAUAAUUGCUUUAAAAGUUUAUUUCAAUAUAAUAAAGAAUAUCGUUAAAAUUUAAAAAUACUACAGUUGCGCAAUAUUUUUCUUUAUCUUUGGGCUCGCAAUUAGCAUUGUCAUUGUAUCUCUGUUCACAAAAGGUUUUAUUCAAUAAAAAUCACAUCUAUGUGCACAAAGGUGACUUCAAAUCCAUAGAUUUAAUAAAAAAAAGCUGGCCUGUAUUUAUGGUAAUAAACAGUAUUGUGAUAUAAGUAUAUAAACACUCUUUUCUCACACCAGGCUUUUUGGCAUAUUUUAUGUAUUACAAUUUUUCUUCAUUCAUUUCAAUAGAAAGUACCAAAAAAUUACGUAUUUUUAGUACCUACUGGCUUUCUUUCAUCACUGAUUACCACCAUGGUUUAUACAUACAAACUUAAGAACUAAUUAAAUAAUUUAUAUUACUAUAUAAAGUUAGAGUUUAUGUUAAGGUUUUUGUUAUUUUCCUUUAUUAAUUAAAUGUAAAAUAUUAAUAGUUUU